AUGAAUAAAGGACCAACACAAGACUUGACCCGGGAACAAGUUAGAAAAGGAUCAACACAAGACUUAACCUGGGAACAAGUUAGACGAGAGAUUCAUGGCAGCAACAAUGUGUAUGAUCUGGUGCUACAGCAGCAAGAGAAUCCACAUUGUUCGUGCACUCACAUAACCCUCGCACGUAAGUACAACUUUCUCUAGAGUUUUGUCUUUAUCUCGUGAAUAAAAUGUACAGGAAUCUCAUCAUCUGCCAUCUUUUGUAUUCUUAAUGCGAUAGAAACAACAGACUCACGUACCUUGACCGGUACGUACGUUUUAACCUGUUCGUUAUGCUCUAGUCUAAUUUAAUCGGUUUUAGUUAUUUUUAGGUGGAUGAUGUCAUAGUUUUUAUUAAUUAUGUGCGUCAUAUCGUUAUGUGGGUAUGAUGUCAUUGGUUAUUUGUAUGGGGCUCUUGUUUGGGUAUGAUGCUGUCUGAGCUGCGUUUUGAUUGGUGGACAUCUCUCAGGAAGCAAUUUGGUUGUGUUGGUAUCUCAGGGUCUCAAUGGGGUUAACCGAUAGGCGUAAAACGGUCCAAAAUUUAGUCGAUAGCCGUAAAAAUUGAAAUACUUCAACCGUUAGCUGUAAAUAGGGUAAAAAGAGUUAACCGUAAAAAUAUUUUGCUCCUUAGAUUUGAAAAAUUUUAGGAACGUGCUAAACUCACUUAGAACGGUUGUGUUUCUUAUUUCGCGGCUACUUUGACUCUUUACGUUCCCGUUUCUACUAUAGUUUUGCUUUUCACAAAGAUUUUACUCAAAUAAGUUAUUUUAAGAGAAUGAGAAAACUGCGGCAAAGAUCUUCAAAGCCGCGUACUUCUCAGCUUGGCUCCGACACUAGCCUGAAUGUGACAGGGGCACCCAACGGCAAUUUUCGGGAAAAUAUCUGUUCGGAAGACGAUUUGAGAUCUAGAAUUUUCGGAGCAUUUGUUGUAAAAUUUCUUGCUUGCCUGCCUCUCCUAGGAUUUUCGAACAUCUACAAAAUGGUAUAAUUACCCAUUUUACACGGAUAUUUACCCUAAAAAAGACCACCUAGAAUUUUCGGGAGACUUUUCCUGGCUGAAAUUUUCGAAAAGGUAUGUUUUGAUCCCUAUAAUUUUCGGAUCACUAGACUUUCAGCUAGGAAAUCCGAACAGAUGAAAAGUUUUUAGGGGAUAAAAAUAUGCCUAUAUCUACCGUUUAAAUACUAAAAUACGUUCAACAAUGCUAUGUUACUUGGUUUUGAACUAUAUCCUCGUUGGGUGCCCCUGAUGUGAGAGUCACAGAAAUGUUCGAGUCUCAAUCUGUAUGCUUGUUCUUUUUUAGUCCACGUUGUACAAUCUGUUCUUUAGUGGGGUAAAGACCCUAUCGUGGUAGUAAAUAGAGAAGAGGGCAGCAAAUACGAAGCGACGCGAAGAACGAAUCAGUAGCCACUGAAGAAAAGGAAAUCACGCCAAGAUGCAAAAGAUGACAAACUUUUUCAUAGUUAACAUUUCUAUGCGUAAAAUGAUGUUAGAAAUGGAAUACUCUAAAAGCAUGAUUUAUGAAAUAUUAAAAAUUUUCAGAAGAAUAACUUAUUUCAUCCCGAGAUGAUCCUAAGACAUUUACUUUGCUUUAAAGAUACAACAAAAUACAGGUUUAUUAAUUUUGAAAUUAAGAAAUUAAUUUUUAACUUUAUAGUUAAGCAUAACUAAAACAAAAUUAACCUAUAGCCGUAAAAGAGCCAAAAUUUUAGCCGAUAACCGUAAAUGCCACCACCCCAUUGAGACCCUCGUAGUUAGCUAAGGGUCUGAGCUUGACGAUGAGACCAACCAAGACGGCAAGUCUGCUAUGAAAAUUCUCACCGCUGGGGAUAUUCUGGGCCUUUUUGAGGAAAGUUUUCAAAAAUUCGGCUACAUGUAUAUUAUAUGCGAUCAAAGGACUGCGAUGGUUCACGAUUUUUCCGUGGAGCGUUCAUGGGCGGAAAUAAUUUUGUUUUCAAUCCAGAAGCUAAUUCCUUGUUGUUUCGCGAAUUCUUGCCUUGACUAAAACAACAUCAUUGUAUGAUGCCUCGGAAAUUAAGGAAAUCAAAUAAUUCAUUAACGUUUAUUACUGACCAUGACGAAAAUAGUUUCAAUCAGCAACAACGUACAAUAAGCUUUAUUAUCAUUACUAUAACAAAGUAUUACAGUAUUGCAAAAGCUACUUGAAUUUAAUCAUUGAUUCCUUUUUAAAUUAAAUAUUUAAAAUAUUAACUUUAAAUAUAAUAAUCAUUGCUUAUUUUCAACCAUUAGUAGGAUUAAUUAUUCCGAUCAUUUGCUGAUAAGACUGAGUGUCAAAUCAGCCAUUGCAAAGCUAUCUUUUCAGAAGCCCAUUACUUUACCAAAGAACAAUAACCAGCCAAAAAGACAUACAUUGGCUGGGAUAGUGACUUUCACUCGGAUAGUAGGUUUGUCAAGAUCGAGUUCCUGUGGAGGUUUGUGUUAGUUAAUGAAAGUUUGGAUCAGGGUGCAAAGAAAACCAUUUUUACAGCUUGCCAUUCGGGCAAGCUGAAGCUAACAUUUACUAGCCCAGACAUCAUUUCAACUAGCCCCAGAAACGUUUUGAUGAACAGAUUGAUUUCACAGUUCUUCUGUAAUUUGAAUUCCUCAAAAAACUUCACUUGCCCGUCGGGCAAGUUAAUAGCAGAAUUCAUUAGCCCCGGGUUAUCGGACACUACUUUCUAUCAAUUUAGGUCUCUGGGAAACUGCCCACCUACCCCUCCCCGAAGCUAACAUUAACACUUACUUCUAGCUUAGGGCAAAAUGAUGGCUAAGGGGAGGGGUAGGUGGGCGAAAUUGCGAUUGUUUGAUGAAAUAAAGAAUUUCCCUGUUUAUUCUUUCCUUUUUACGCGAUAGAUGUGUCACCCACAGGGACCCUAGACUGUGAAAUAAGUGCACAGGAAUGUCGACCUCCUUUGGAGAUAAAAACCCUUACAGUAACGCCGAAAGACUCUAAAGUGAAUUUCAACUGCUCGAUUAAGACUGGGGGAAAAGUACAAGACAUG
Porites evermanni is the source of this 3030-nucleotide messenger RNA. Lineage: Eukaryota; Metazoa; Cnidaria; Anthozoa; Scleractinia; Poritidae. The record is from the annotation of a GenBank genome assembly.